AUGAGUGCUAAAAUUAUUAUAUUAUGUAGUUUAUUAAUAAGCUCAACGUAUGGAUUUAGAUUUCCUCGUAUUUUUGACGCUCCGAUGGAAGUAGCUCCUCAUAUUGUGUGUACGGGCGUUGCAGAUGGGACAAAACUUCCUGACGACACAGAUUGCGGUCAUUUUUUCUUGUGUGAUGGCGGUGCAUCAUUAAGACUUGCAUGCAGAUUAUCAGAACCACAUUUUGACAGAUGCGCGGGCGCUUGUAUCAAUGAUCCUUCUGUGUGUACAGUUACUGACUGCCCUGGGAGCACUGAAUCCUCCACAACAGAAUCCACAACAACAACAACAACGACGACAUCAACAACAACAACAACAACAACUACGACACCAGCACCGUCUGAUUCAACAACAAAAUUCAACCCUCCAACCGUACCAACUGUUUGUUCAACACCUUGUGAAACCACUUGGGAUGUUGCCACUUGUGAAUGCAUUGAAAAAUGGGUAUGCGAAAACGAUGUCUGCGUUUGCAAUCCAAAUAACGAAUGUCCUUUGACUGAAGCUGAAUGCAUUUUACCAGAAAAUUGUGGAUGUAUGGAAAGAUGUGAUUGCCCAGAAACAGAUAAGUGUAGCUGCGUAACCGAUGGCACACAAUGUCCAUUUGAUGACAUAGCUGGAGCUUGCAUUAAGAAUUGUGGAUGUCAAAGUAAUUGCAUAUGCACAGACACUACUGCUGCUACUGGUUGUACUUGCAAUCCAACAUGUACAUGCAAUGAACCUCCAAAAGUUUGUCCUUUCAAGCCUGCUGACUGUUUAACAAAUUGCGCUUGUGAUGAAAGAUGCAACUGUAAUGGUGAUUUUUGUACAUGCAAUGCUGAUGUUGCAUGUCCUGCAUCAUUUUGGAAACGUUUAUAUUAG
Chironomus riparius is the source of this 897-nucleotide messenger RNA. NCBI's taxonomy places the organism in Eukaryota, Metazoa, Arthropoda, Insecta, Diptera, Chironomidae. The record is from the annotation of a GenBank genome assembly.